UCCAAGCCCUUGCUGUGUCACAGCCUGCGUGGAAGCUGCAGGAGCCCUCGGGCUGCAUAAAUAGUGCUGGGAGCUGCCGGCUCUGCAGCUACCGCGGCACUGGCAGCACAGGUGAGCAGGGCAGGGGCUGCAGGGGCUGCAGGGAGCCGGGAGGGAGCCUGGAGGGAGCCAGGAUGGAGCCCAGCUCUCCAUGGGCUCUGGCUGGGGGCUGCUGGUCCCUGGGCCUUCCCUCACCUCUCUCUGUGCUCCCGCAGGAGUCCCCAGCACUCAGGAUGGCGCCCAAGGUGGCCGCCCUUGUCCUGGUUCUCCUGGCGAUCUCAGGCUCCCGGGCCGAUGUGAACCCUGAUGAGGUGGCCAGCGUGAUCUGGAAGUACUUCACGGAGCUGGGCAGCAAUGCCAAGGACACGGCGGAGCAGCUGCACCAGAGCGAGCUCAGCAAGCAGCUCAACACCCUGCUGAAGAGCAACCUGCAGAGCGUCAGCGCCUACGCCGAGGACCUGCAGCAGCGCCUGGAGCCCUUCGCCAUGGAGCUGCAGGCCAAGCUGGCGCAGGACUCGCAGCGCCUCAAGGAGCAGAUCCAGCGGGAGCUGCAGGAGCUGCGGGCCAAGCUGGCGCCCUACGCCGACCAGGUGCACCAGCAGAUCGGCACCAACAUCCGGGAGCUGCGGGCCAGGAUGGACCCGUACGCCGAGGAGCUGCGCUCGCAGGUGGAUCGCAGCGCCGGCGAGCUGCGGCGGGCGCUGGAGCCCUACGCGGCCGAGCUGCGGGAGCGCCUGCAGGACAACGCCGAGAGCGUGCAGGCCUCGCUGAGCCCCUACGCCGAGCGCCUGCAGCGGCAGAUCGACGGCGGCGUGGAGGACAUCCAGCGGCGGCUGUCGCCCGUGGCGGACGAGCUGAAGGCGCAGGUGGAGCAGAGCGUGGCCGAGCUGCGGCGCGGCCUCGGCCCCUACGCGCAGGAGGCGCGGGACGGGCUGGAGCGGCAGCUGCAGAGCCUGAGCGCGCACAUGGAGCGGGCGGCCGAGGAGCUGCGGGCCCGCCUGGCCGCCAGCUCCGAGGAGCUGCGCGCCCAGCUGAGCCCGCUGGCCCGGGAGCUGCGGGAGGCGGCGAGCGGCGACGCCGAGAGCCUGCGGCAGCGCCUGCAGCCCCUGGCGCGGCAGCUGGAGCAGCGCCUGGGCCAGAGCCUGGAGACCUUCCGGCAGCAGGCGGCUCCCUUCGGGGAGACCUUCGGGCAGCAGCUGGUGCAGCGGCUGGAGGAGAUGCGCGGCAAGCUGGACUCGGGCGCGGCCGGCGUGGAGGAUCACCUGGAGCUGCUGGAGAAGGAGGUGCGGGACAAGGUGGCCGCUUUCCUCAGCACCGCCGCGCCCCCGCAGGACUGA
Molecule: messenger RNA, 1376 nt
Organism: Melozone crissalis (California towhee)
Lineage: Eukaryota; Metazoa; Chordata; Aves; Passeriformes; Passerellidae
Gene: APOA4
Product: apolipoprotein A4
Exons: 3
Coding region: 174-1376 (400 amino acids)
Biological process (GO): lipoprotein metabolic process; lipid transport
Cellular component (GO): extracellular region
Molecular function (GO): lipid binding
Source: RefSeq, a predicted model, not a curated record